GGUAAGUGAAAACAGCAAAUAAGUGUUACCAAGAAAGCUAACGAUGUCCUACCUUUGUGUAAGGAUUACUGGUGAUGAUUACGACAGAUUGGCGAAGUCGAAGAUGCCUGCCCAGCACAACACAAGGCCAACAACCACCUCCAUUGUGAGAGCACAACUCCAAGAAGGCGCCGAUGCAGCCGAUGCACUUGGACGGGAUGGUGGUGGGGUUUGGACUGGAGCACCAGAAAAGGAAUCACCAGGCAUUUGCAACGAAGGAACUGAACCGGGAGAAGGCCAGAAUAAAGAUGCAGCGGAAGUGUUCAGAGAUGGCUCUGUUUGUGAAGAGAUUGAAGACAUGGUCGCCGAAAGAGGCACCGCACCUAUGGAGGACACGGGCGCGGAAGCGUUCAGAGAUGGCUCAGCUUGCGAAGAGAUUGGAGGCAAGAUGGCAGACAAAGGCACCGCAAAUACAGAGGAAAUGGGCAGAAGGUUGUCGGACGGUGGCGCUGACGGCAUUGGUGAGGAGGAGGACGAGAGUGGACUCAGAGAGGGAGACUCUACAACAUCAGGGUCAAUUUCUGCUAUCCACAGCUCGGCAAUCGCAGCUCUAGCCCCUGAGGCUCCCCCAGAGAUAGACCCCAUGAUCUGGAUUGAGGACAGGUAUUGGAAAAUCCCCAGGCUGUAUAGGGAUGGUGGAGUCGCAGAGGAAUUCUGGGUGCGCCUAAUUAACACAUGGAGGAAACCGCCAAUCCCGGACAGGCUGCCCCCUGAUCGGUGGGAGGAGAUCUCGAGGCAGCCGCUGUUCGGGAAUAGAUGGAUCACAGACAGCCACGGCCAGGUCAGGCGCAGCUCAGACUCCCCAUGGAAAGGGUGGAUCAAGCAUGGGGAACUACGGGUGGUGGACCUGUGGGAUGCAAAGGAUGGGGAAUGGAAGAGUGCAGAUAGGAUGAGGCAAUGGCUGAGGUACUGCCAUCGUACAGAAGAAGUUUUGGGAGAAUUGAUUGAAAGCUUCGCUUUGGCAUGGUACCCCAUUUUAAAAAGGGGCCGGGUACUGAAGGAAGCAGACUUGGUGGGGCUCCGUGGGGACCCAGAUUCAGUUGGAAUGGUGCAUAUGCUAACGAUGUCCUACCUUUGUGCAAGGAUUACUGGUGAUGAUUAUGACAGAUUGGCGAAGUCGAAGAUGCCUGCCCAGCACAACACAAGGCCAACCACCACCUCUAUUGCGAGAGCACAACUCCAAGAAGGUGCCGAUGCAGCCGAUGAGGCCGAUGCACUUGGAGGGGAUGGUGGUCGGGUUUGGACUGGAGCACCAGAAAAGGAAUCAUCAGGCAUUUGCAACAUAGGAACUGAAGGCGAUGAUAAAGAUUCAGCGGAAGUGUUCAGAGAUGGCUCUGCUUGUGAAGAGAUUGAAGACAUGGUCGCCGAAAGAGGCACCGCACCUAUGGAGGACUCGGGCACGGAAGCGUUCAGAGAUGGCUCAGCUUGCCAAGAGAUUGGAGGCAAGACGGCAGACGAAGGCACCGCAGAUACAGAGGAAAUGGGCAGAAGGUUGUCGGACCGUGGCGCUGACGGCAUCGGUGAGGAGGAGGACGAGGGUGGACUCAGAGAGGGAGACUCUACAACAUCAGGGUCAAUUUCUGCCAUCCACAGCUCGGCGGUCUGACCCUGAGUUGCGACAAGAAGAGAAAGAGUGUCGGUGCCGUAAUUUGCCACUGCCAACGACCUCCCCACAACGGAGCGGUCAGGAUCUUUGAACCUGACAUUAGUGUUUUCGGCCUUGAUCACCUUUCCAUUCGGCAAAUCAAACUCCACCAAUUGCACAAAGUGUUCAGUAAAGCCGGUAUUAUCCAUGUAGAUAUCAACGCCCACGACAAGGAAGUGAUCGUCCGGUAAAUAUGUGGCCAUCCUAGGGAUAGCGUAAUAGGUUUUAUAAGGUACAGCUCCAGCGAGGGAGGAAGCGUUGCCGCCAAGAAGGACCUCUUCGUGCUUCCGGUCGAGUCCCAGCCGGAGCACGGUAGAAUUAUCUAUAUAGGGUACAGCUAACGAGCUCCCAUCUGUAGAAAGACCAAAACCUAUGCUCUCCCCGGUAGGAGCCACAAACGGAUAGCGGACUGAGAUUUUCAAAUUCCUUAAGUCAACUUCAAUUAUGGACAUUAGGGUCGCAACAUACAACGUGUCUUUCACCUCGUCGUAAACCAUGGUGGAGGACGCAUCGAGAAUCUUGUUUGCACAUUUCCUCGGCAAAGACGAAGCAUUGAGGCGA
Molecule: messenger RNA, 2245 nt
Organism: Chara braunii
Lineage: Eukaryota; Viridiplantae; Streptophyta; Charophyceae; Charales; Characeae
Source: the annotation of a GenBank genome assembly